CAAUCACGCUGGCCGUGGCGCGCCUCGCAUUCAGUGCGUUCCGCUCCGAGACGCGCUGCAUACCGCCAGACUCCGGAGUGAGUGACCGGCUCCAGCUCUCCCUCCAUCACCUGUGUUCAUGUCAACUCACCGGACACUUCUAUGUCCAGCCGUUCUCCUGAAAUAUUCUGCUGAGACUCCAACUCUGGGAUAUUUGCUUUUCCUCCCGCUCGGACUGCGCGCUCUCUGAACUGGAAAUUAAGUGGAUAGAGAUCCAAGUAAACACUCGCACAGAGGGACGUUUGGUGUAGACUUGAACCCCCCCCUAGAACCCCCCCAAAAAAAGGAGGAAUACCGCGUGAAAAUCAACUCCAUCAUGUGCUGCCCGGUCUUGUGGAACGCGUUGGCUUCUUUGCUGCUGGUGCUGUUGUCUAAAGAGUCCCACGUCCACGGAGCAGAAUACGGACACCUGCCGGACAACAUCACGGUUUUGGAAGGGGAAAGCGUCACUCUGAGGUGUCGAAUCGACGAGGAGGUGACCCACAAGGCCUGGCUGAACCGCUCGCACAUCCUGUUCACUGGAACGGACAAGUGGUCGCUCGACAAACGUGUGACGCUGCUAAACAGCAACAACAGCGACUUCUCCAUUCACAUCGACAAGGUGCAGGUGACGGACGAGGGUCCCUACACCUGCACCUUCCAAGCUAACAACAAGCCCAGAAUCGCCAACGUCUACCUCAUCGUCCAAGUGCCGGCCAGAAUUGUCAACAUCUCCAAAAACGUGUCGGUGAAUGAAGGGGAGAACGUGAACCUCUUCUGCCUGGCGGUCGGACGUCCCGAGCCCACCGUCACCUGGAAGGACCAGAAGUAUGGCCUUGUGAGCGAGGGGGAGUUCCUGGACAUCACGGAGAUCAAGAGGCAGCAGGCCGAGGACUACACGUGUAUCACUCAUAAUGGAGUCGCCCCGCCCGACCAGCGCAAGGUCAAGGUCACGGUCAACUACCCCCCCACGAUCACAGAUUUGAAGAACCUUCCAGCGCACCCGGGGAAGACAGCGAUACUGAGGUGUGAAGCCAUGGCUGUCCCUCCAGCCGCCUUUGAGUGGUACAGAGAGGACCACAGGCCUGUGGAGAAUGACAACACCCUGCGGAUCAAGAACGAAAAGACACGUUCGCUGUUGCUCUUCACCAAUGUGACAGAGAAACAUUUUGGCAACUACACCUGCUUCGCCUCAAACCGUCUGGGGGCUUCCAACGCCAGCAUGUUGCUGUUUCGACCCGGGGCGCUACAGGGUCGGGGGAGUGGCCUAAGUGCAGGAAUGAACGUCGCCGUCUGGAUCUCCCUUUCUACUCUACUUCUGCAGAAGAUUUAAAGAUCAAGCACCGACUGGAAUUGUCCCUCCGAGCCCCCCCCCACCUUACUCCCCUUUCCUCCCUCGCCCCCUUUACCGAAGGAAAUGAUAUUCUUUAAUUACGAACCCAUCACUGUGAACAAAAAGAAUAUGCAUUAAUCCGGGAGCCAUCGAUUCCUCGCAUCACGAGCCACACACCACGGCGCGCUCGAUGUCAACGUUGAGGGCCCCUCAUCCUCGCCCUCCCCUCCUUCUUUAUCUCUCUCUCUCUCGCUCCUUUGCAACAUUUUCUUCUCUUUAUUGCCACCGCUGGACAGAUGUCUAUAUAACUGUACUGUAAGUAUUGUGUCGGUGAUCGAUGGGAAAACAGCUACAAACUGGACUAGUGUUCAUGUAAUAUAUACUCCAUGGACUGACCUACAACGUUUGCCUUAUGGAUUUGGAUCAUCAGAAAUCACAUUAUCGUGGUGGAUAUGUAUGAAGUUAUGAUGUAAUGUCAGUGAUCGUGUGACCUUUUGUCCAUUGGGUGGUCAUGCUGAUCCGUCAUACACAGAACACAGGCUUUGUUUUAAAGCAGGGUACCUGCUGCGAAUGAUGUCAAAAUGUUUGACGGGGCGACUGGUUGAGUCAGACUUCACCCCCUCGUGUGGUUGGAGUGAGUGGGUUCCUAUCAGCAAGGAGAAGCCCCUCCCUCUUUUUUCUUUUAUUUCCACCUUCCCUCUGUUUACCGUACUCUGUCAACUUUGGCAUUGGUAUUGUCUUCUUCCUUUCGUGUGCCCUCCCCCCAGUGUAAAUACAGACAGCACAAAGGUCACGCCCCGGUGCUGGAAAACACCCCUCUGAAGCAGCAAGAGACUGUCCAGCGACAACAAGACUUUCUGCUUCACCCUCUUUGUUGCUUGUUGAUAGCAUGUAACGGUUAGAGACGUCCCUGUCGUGAGUCCACACCCCCUCCUCCCCCCUCGCUCCCUAACUUUCCAACUACCCACAGUGUCUGCAAGGUUUUACUUUCUUGGUGUUAAUAGUACUACAGAUGAAGACGACGAUGAUGAUGAUAAUGAUGAUGAUGUUAAUACGUAUUUGAAUAAUUAUGAAUAGUAAUUCCUUGUGUGAAAAAAAAUCAUGAUAUUGAACUGUUUCGUGGGUUUAAAAAAAAAAAAAGUCAUCAGUUUUGUACUUUACUCCGAGAGCUCACAAACAUUGAAUACUUUGGAAAAAAAAACAACAGAAAUGAUGUAAAGUUUUUCAAGUACUGUGCUCUAUUUUGCCAUGAUGAGCUUUUUAAAAACAUUUUAACCAGUCCAAGCGAUGGUCUCAUCCAAGCCAGCAGGCGGUUAGUAAUGUUCAUUUUCUUUUCCCGCAGGGUGUAUUUUCGACUGUUUUGGGCUGUGCCUUGUCACCACUCCAAUUUUUGGUUUCGCUGGACAUCAUUUUUAUUGUUUUUAUUGCAGAUGAAGUCAAUCGUUUUGUCACCCACAUCUGCGCUAAACAGCAAGGGUGGGUUUGACUUCCUGUGUGGAGGUGUGAGGCUCAGAGCCAUAUGGUUUGAGCCAUUUCAGCUCCCGUAGUUUUCAUCAACAAUCCCAGUGUUUGCAUAAUCUCCGCCGUGGGAUAUGAGAAAAGCAGCUUCCCCUAUUUGAUCUGGGUGAAGGGUGUCACUGCCGGAUGUGGUCUGCCGGAACCGGAUGUUAGUAACAGGCAUGCGCAAGUUCUACGAAUUAUGUUUACCGUUUAUAUCGCGUAAAGUUGUGGGUUUUCUUUUUAAAUAAUUGUUAAAACAGACUAUAUUUAACAUUAAAAUCUGGAAAUUAUAGGUUUUCACACGCAUGCGUUAGUUCGCAGUAUUCACCGUGUACGCACAUUUUUAGCGUCAUCACGUCAUCAUGUUGUCACAAUCUAGAUUUAGAAAUUGUUUGUUAGUAUCAGAUAUUCUGGUUUUUUUUAAAUCCAGCAGUAUUGAAUCAAUAAACAUUUCAAGCUCCUCCAAUACAGUUGACCUGCGCAAUGUAUAGCUUUUUGCUUCCAAUACAUUACCAUUAUUGUGUAGGAAACAUUUCUCCUAACAUUUGUUUCACCCAGAUUUAACAGGAGCAGGAGUGAGCGCUUCUGCCCCUGAACCAGGUUUAUGUCCACCGUGGUGCGGCACUUGAGUUUGUUUAUGUUGUUGGCUUAAAAAAAAAAAUAGAAUAUCAAAUAAUAAAAAGCACACAAUUUCUAAAGUAACAAAAACUAUUUUAAUAGGUAAAAAAAAACGGCAUCACCUUUGCGCGAUAUAACCAUGUACGCGUGCGCUUAACAGUAAACGUCUGUCGGUAAAACAUGCGAAUUUCCGGAUGGAGUACGGGAAUAUCCGACGGACCGCAUCAGGCAGGCGGACCAGAUCAGGCAGUGACAAAGUGACCCAGGGUUUUUUGGGAAUAGAAGGUGGGUAGAUGACUAGUGAGCCGAGUCACUAGAUGAACUCUGGUCUGUAAAGUCAGAAUUGAGAUUGAUAACUCCGCACAACCCGUAUGGAAGAGUGAACAUUGCUUGUCAUUGCUUGUUGUUUCUUCAUUUGACUUCCCUUGCUUUCUUUGCGUGGAGAGAUAAAUGAUGCGGAUCGGUGUCGACGGCCGGACGUGACUCUGCUCCGGCCAAAGAGGGAGAUAAACAUCUAAUUAGCUGUUACCUGUGGCGCGCUAAGUGAGGGGGCUCCGGCUGCACCUGUCCCUCCUGCCAGCCGCUGACGGAGCCCAUAAAUCACGCUCAAACCCGCCUCUGACAGGAAUCCUCUUCAAGGACAACCUCGCCACUGAGCACUGCUCCCGGGCCCCAGACGUGGGGAGUGCUAAACCCCGAUGGCACAAUUAUCCCGCCACCCCCCCCCCUCACAGCACAAACAGUGGGAGGCAAGCCUGCGUUCCAAUAUUCUGCCACUGGUUCCUCUACUCAUGCAGUGACUGGAUGCAAAUGUGCGAUAUAAAAAGCCUGCACAGAGAGACCCCCCACCACCCCUGCCGUAAUAUGGAAGAUCUCUUCUCGAUAUGAAUGUUUAUUUGUGUUUAUUUUCUGUUUCGAACCAGCAAUAACCACUAACCGUUCCGUGCAAGAGGUGUCAGAUGUGAAAGUGUGGUGCAACAUCUGAAGACAUGAUAUCAAAUAUGUGUGCUGUUGUUUUAUGACCGUCCACGCGCAUUGCAGCCGAUUUUUAUUUUCAAAUUGGAAAAGAAAGAGCUCAACUUUGGAUUUCUUUUGUGUUCCAUUAUUUUCAUUAAAGCAAAGAAAAGAAUGACUUUCACUUUUCAUUCAUUGUUGCGUAUCAUUUGCUCAUUGGUAUGAUUACUUUCUGUUCCUUGUUUAUGAGAAAUUGAGGUCUGCAUUAAUGAAUAUAUGAUGCUUUCAAAAUGCUGGAAGUUAAGAUGAGUCCAGUUCAGACACAAGUAAGGAGAAAAAAAGGUUAUUGAUGUUUGUUUGUUUGUUUUCUACUUAUUGAACAUUAUUUGAAACAAUGUGAUUCAUAAUAAGAAUAAUUUUGGGUGGUUUACAUGUGUUCGGGGAAAAAAGAAAAAUAUAUGUAUAUAUUACUGUAUCGUUAUAUUGUAUUAUUAUAUUAUUUUUUAAAUAUCAUUAUUUAUUUGUUUUUAUUUUUCCCCAGUUAACAAUUAUAUUAAAUUAUAGGGAAAAUGAGAAUAACUCUCUCUCUCUCUCUCUCUCUCUCUCUCUCUCUAUAUAUAUAUAUAUAUA
This is a messenger RNA of Synchiropus splendidus (mandarinfish), 5053 nucleotides long. RefSeq names its product IgLON family member 5 (gene iglon5). Gene Ontology annotation, cellular component: neuron projection. Lineage: Eukaryota; Metazoa; Chordata; Actinopteri; Syngnathiformes; Callionymidae. The coding region runs from base 356 to 1351 and encodes 331 amino acids. The record is from RefSeq and is a predicted model, not a curated record. The transcript has 8 exons.